AUGUCCAUUUUUGAUCCAUUGGGACUGGCAGCUUGCCUCACAUCAUAUUUAAAAAUACUUAUUCAGGAUAUUUGGAGAAGCGGAAUCGACUGGGAUCAACCACUGGUACCCGAUCUUAUGGGCAAGUGGUUAGCUUGGGUUGCCUACAUGCCUAUUUUUGCUAAUAUUUCUGUACCCCGUUGUUAUUCACCAUACAUAACAGAAAGUUCAUGUGAUGUACAAAUUCAUACAUUCGUAGAUGCGAGUGAGUUUGCUUAUGCAGCUGUAUCAUACUUCCGCAUUAAAGAUAAAUAUGGAGUAAGUACGAGGAUCGUAGCAGCAAAAACCAAAGUCGCUCCAAUGCGACCGAUGUCUAUUCCAAGAAUGGAGCUACAAGCUGCUGUAAUUGGUACACGGCUUAUGAAUACAAUAUGUAAAGUACACACAUUUGAUAUUAAAAAGCGUUUCAUUUGGAGCGAUUCCAAAACGGUGCUAAAGUGGUUGCGUGGUGAUCCACGUCAAUUUCAACAAUUCGUAAUGUUUCACAUUGCAGAAAUUCAAGAAGCAUCAACCGUGGAAGAGUGGAGAUGGGUACCCACGAAAUUAAAUACUGCAGACAGUGCAACGAAAACAAAACAAAGUCCCGAAUAUGUGCAGCGGUGGGUCGAAGGACCAGAAUUUUUGCUACAAGACGAGGAUAAAUGGCCAACUGAGGUGGACUUAGGUCCGAUGGAGACCAGUGAAACUCGUGCAAAAUUUUUAUAUCAUCGCGAGACACAACCAUGUUUCAAUUAUGAAUAUUUUUCAUCCUGGAUCAAGUUGUAUCGUGUAGUUGCAAAUUGGCUACUCUACAUUGGGAAACUAAAGGCUCGUUGUGGCGGUUUCAAUGCUAUUUUGACUGUUCAACAUAUUGAGCGCGCGAAGCUCUUAAUAUACAAAAGCGUGCAACAGGAACUACUUGAAGAUUGGUCGACACUGAAAAUGGGGAGAAUAGUAGAAAGGAACAGUCCGUUAUAUAGGUUGCAGGUGUAUAUGGAUAACAAUGAGCUCAUAAGAGUAAAAAACAGAGCGAGUAACUUUACGUAUGAGUGUAAACCUCAAACUGAUUUUAUUUUCUUACCGCCAAAACAUAGAGUAUCGUACCUUAUAUGUGCGCACUAUCAUGAACGAUUUUAUCACAUCCAACAUGAAACUGCUUUAAAUGAGGUCAGACAAUUGUAUUUCAUACCAAAAUUAAGACCAUUAUUCAAAUCGAUGCGACGAAACUGCAACGUAUGUAAAAUUUCAUCGGCAAUACCUCAAGCGCCGCAAAUGGCCUUACUUCCCCCAGCACGACUAGCAGCUUUUCAACGUCCAUUUACUCAUGUGGGUAUUAAUUAUUUUGGACCAAUGGUGGUUAUUGAGAAUCGCAAAGCACUGAAAAGGUGGGGUGUUAUAAUAACUUGUUUGACUAUCAGAGCCGUUCACAUCGAAAUCACCCCUAGUCUUAGUACUGACUCAUGCCUAAUGUGUUUAAGAAAUUUUAUUGCCAAACGAGGAGAACCUAUCACCAUCUACAGCGAUAAUGCAACGAAUUUUCAUGGUGUCGAGAACGUUUUAAGAAAGGAGUUAAAGAACAUUGAUUCCUCGGUUAUGCAACACAAGCUAGCUCAUCAAGGAAUAGACUGGAAAUUUAAUCCACCGGCAGCACCACAUAUGGGAGGAGCGUGGGAGCGACUGAUUAGAACAAUUAAGACAGUGCUGUAUCAAAUUUCUCCAUCUCAACGUUUUACGGAUGAAAGUUUACGUACUGCAUUACUUGAAGUUGAAAUGAUCAUCAACUCGCGUCCUUUAACCUACGUGUCACUCGAUAGUGAAGAUGAGGAUCCAAUAACUCCAAACCAUUUCUUGUUGGGGAGCGCUAAUGGUUUGAAACCAUUUUGUGAUGCUAAGAGAAUCGAUCCAAAGAUGUGCCUGCUACAAUCUGAGAUGUUUGCAAAUCAAUUUUGGCGACGAUGGGUGCGUGAGAUACUUCCGACAUUAACGCGUCGCGGCAAAUGGUUCAAUAAAGUGAAACCCAUUACGGUAGGAGACGUUGUGCUGAUAGUUGAUGAAACGGCUAAGAGAAAUACUUGGGUAAAAGGCAUAGUUAUCGAGAAAACUGUAGCGAAAGACGGCCAAGUAAGACGAGCUAAGGUCAAAACAACAAAAGGCUUUUUGGAGCGCCCUGCCGUAAAGCUGGCCAUUCUGGAUAUCGGCAAAGUUGACGCAAACGACAUUGGGGUCGCCUGCAGGGAGGAGAAUGUUGCCGAAAAUUGCUAA
Molecule: messenger RNA, 2280 nt
Organism: Teleopsis dalmanni
Lineage: Eukaryota; Metazoa; Arthropoda; Insecta; Diptera; Diopsidae
Exons: 1
Coding region: 1-2280 (759 amino acids)
Biological process (GO): DNA integration
Molecular function (GO): nucleic acid binding
Source: RefSeq, a predicted model, not a curated record